Messenger RNA from Aspergillus glaucus CBS 516.65, 522 nucleotides. RefSeq lists its product as uncharacterized. NCBI's taxonomy places the organism in Eukaryota, Fungi, Ascomycota, Eurotiomycetes, Eurotiales, Aspergillaceae. The record is from RefSeq and is a predicted model, not a curated record. The coding region runs from base 149 to 454 and encodes 101 amino acids. The transcript has a single exon.
GGCUACGUUAUGGCCUAGAUCGUGAGACCGCGAUCUGUGCACACGAAUAGCUACUAUCAUUGAGCCAAGCCCAACGUCAUAGCCCCAUCGAUCGUCCCUAUAUUCACCCAUCUAGAAGUCGGAAUUGUAUAGAAGGGUAGUUCUUCAGAUGCUCUUGCAUUUUUUCUCAGCCCAUUAUUUUUCUACUUCCAUUAUCUUCAUAUUCCAUUAUCUCGCAGACUUCUUAGACUAUCCAUUUCGCAAUUCAUCUUUUGUUUACAACCCUAAGCCCGUCGCCGCGCCCAUGGCAAUCACAACUCAGGCCAAAGAACACCAACCUCAACCCUCGCACUCGGAUGCAACCAAUUCAAUUUUUAGUCGCUGUCAGGCUGGGUCAGUGAAUAGCCACACCUCCAACUUGUCAGGCGGAUCAGAUAUCCUGGGAAAUGACAAGAACCCUUUGCCUGAGAAGUAAGUACUUCCUUCUCCUCUACGUUAACUGUUAUUUGAGUCUAAUUUAUUCAAUAAUUAAUAGACAACGCA